AUGGCGGUUCCGGCUGAAAUCCGCCAGAAAACCCCAUCAGAACCACCUUCGCUGGCGUCGCCGCCGCCCGCGUCAGACUCGAGUCGCACCUCCCACGCUGCGGACGACGACGGCGACACCGAGACGCAGAGCACUUCUGCCGCCUCCGACUCGCCUUCGACGCCUGCCGAGGCACAAACCGUCGACGGCGAGCACGUCGUGGACGGCGGGGCGCAGGAGCCGCCAGCAGAAGCCACUUCGCCUGAGACGCAGCCGAGCGAGUCUGCUGCGGCGAAACCCGCGUCAAGUACCGCCGCCAAACCAAAGUCCACGAAAGCACCCCGCCCUCCGUCCCCCACGCCGCCGCCGCCUCCGCCGCCGCCCCCGCAGGUGCAGACGAUCCGCUUGAAUAUCCCGCUGGGAGGCCCCGAUGCGUACGAGGUCGACAUCUCGAAUUUGGCCAAGAGCCUCGGCCAGCGCUCGCCGACACCGCCGCCGCCCAAGAUAGACACGAGCGACAGCGAAGGGGACGACGAGGCGUCAGGGAAGGACAAGGGCAAGGACGAGAAGAAGAAACGGAAGCGCAAGAAGAACCUGGGCGGCGAGUACUAUGACCUGACGGAUCCGUUCAUCGACGACUCGGACCUCGCGCUCGACCAGCGCACGCAUUUCGCGCAGACGAAGCAGCAGGGCUUCUACGUCUCCAGCGGCGAGGUCCAGUUACUCAAGGAAAAGACUCCCAAGAAGCCAAAGUCGAAGAAACUACCCCUGCUGCCCCUCACACACCCGUCCAUCUCCGUCAAGCGCGAAGACAGCGCGGUCGCCGGACCCAGCAACGUCUCACUAUCGGCCGUCAAGGACGGCACGCGCGACACGCCGAUCCCCGUCCUGUCUGACAACGAGGACGACAGGGCGGGGCUGAAGCGCAAGACAAGUCUGCACCUCACCGACGGCAAGGGCAAGAAGAAGCGCAAGACAGCCGACAUCCGGCCCUUCCACCCAGAGCUCGAGCGGAUGAUCGAGGAUCUCAAGGUGGCUAUAUUGAAGGAGUCGUGGGACGUCAAGGGCAAGUUCCCGCCGGCGAUCAAGCCCAUCCUCGCCCAGGUCGCCAUCAAGGCGAUCCAGCUCGACGAGUACGACGACAACUUCUUCAACCUCCUCCCACAGAUCUUCCCCUAUAACCGGUUUACGAUGGCGAAGCUUGUGAAGCGGACGAUCUUCCAAGACCACAUGCGGCUGCUGGCGGAGCGGCAAGAGGUACUGCUGCAUGAACUCGCUGAGAUGGCUAGGGAAGGUUUUCCUCGGGCACAAGAGGAGUGGGAGAAGAGCGUGGCGCAGUGGGAGAGACGGCAGGAGCGAGCUAAGGCAGAGGCAGAAGCGAGCGGGGUUGGUUCGACGGAGGGCACACCGUCAGUCCCUCCUCCGCACCUUCCGAGUCCAGACGACAGUCAUGUCAAUGGCGACGCCGAUCACGAAGGUGGCAAUGUCAGUGUCAACGGUGCGGGUAAGGAGGGCGGACGGGAGCCCCAUCCGCCGUCCAAGAAGUAUCGCCUGACCGACCCGAUGCGCGUGAUCAUCUGGAAUCUAGUGUUACUCAGCAAUGAGAGCUGUAGAAUUGAGAACGAGAAAAAUUCGUUGGAGAACUCGCCGUUGCAGGUUAGUGAGCAGGGGUUACGGAAGGUCCUAUAUCAGAAGAUCGUUGCUGCCUUCCCGGAAGGGUGGAUGUCUUCCGGUCAAAUCUCGAGAGAAGUGAGCGCGAUGAAGAAGAGAUUCGAGAAGGAAGCUAUGGAGAACGAAAGUCAAUGAACCCUCCCCUUGCGGAACUUGCUAUCCCCUUGUUUGAUUGCUGCAUCCAUUCUUCGUGAACCGCCUGUUCAUCAAUAUCUUAUUCUUUCGUCCUAUAAGGCUGCUUUGAUCCUCGCUCUACCUUAUUGUAUUAUUGUUCCCUGUAGACCGCCAUCCCCUCCGCCCGUGUUGUUACUUUUCAUGCCGUUCUUAC
Molecule: messenger RNA, 1978 nt
Organism: Gloeophyllum trabeum ATCC 11539
Lineage: Eukaryota; Fungi; Basidiomycota; Agaricomycetes; Gloeophyllales; Gloeophyllaceae
Exons: 8
Coding region: 1-1785 (594 amino acids)
Source: RefSeq, a predicted model, not a curated record